UGAUGAAGUGCUGCUGAUUCAUGAAGCGGCCCACGGAGGAGGGGGAGCAGAAGCUGAUGCCUUAUCCUCGGAUUUGUCUGCACUUUCUCUUUCUACACCAAAAGCCGCACCCCCGGCCGCGGCAGCAGGUCCUUCUACUAGGCAACGACGAGCUCCGGUAGAUCGGAGAUCUUCGCAAGAUGGAAUGCAAGACGACACUUUUCCAAUUGGUGCGUCGUUUCGUCGUCGCAGUACUUCUACUACCGCGCGAGCUGCUGCAACUGCCCAAGUGAGAGAACCAGCUCCGCAGCAGCACAGAAUGGAGACGACCAGUAGAGCAGGUGGCUCUAGUACACAGCGGGUAGUUGCUGGUGCACGUCAUACCACUGCAAGAACAGAAGCUUCGCAGCUGCGACCUUCGGACGACGUCGAGAUGAUUUCCAUGAGCGAAGCAGGAGAUCAGGAACAUCGCCAGGAGUUCUCGACGUCCCACCUUCUCUCCUCGAGUGGUACUUCUGACAGCAUGAUGGCAACGGCAAAGAAACACGCGCGUCGCAUGCUUCGGUUUGACACACAGAGACAAAAAACUUUCGAUGACAACCCGUUCGGCGGAAGGAUCGUGGAGAACACUGUUUUAUCCUGUGCAAAAGUAUCGUAUUCGUAUAAAUGCAAGUCUUGCAUUAUCAUCCCAAGGCAAAAGACCAUGACAAAUUCCAUUUGUCAUGCUCAGCUAACUUGUAUCUAUUGCAAUUACUACUACUACGAUACUUUUGCAUUGCAUACGUCGGUGGUCUUUUCUCAGUCCAAGCGAUUCGAAAAGUAGGGCCGAUUAACGGCCCCCAAAGGUUUUCUCUACACAAGCGAAAAUUCCAAACCAAAGAAGAGACUGCGCGACGAGAGCAGUUCGAAGAAGUGCAGCGGAGAGAACCAAACUCCUUCAAGGCUUUUGAGGAGCAUACUACCUGCUGCGAAAUGCUCUGUUUGUCAAAACGGAAUGGGGGAGGGUUGGCGGGGGUCUGGAACUACAAAAUGGAACCGACAAUAUGUGGCUGCACGCCGCCGGCGCGCAGCCGCACAUCCGGCCUGGAUGGAACCCCAACGGCCUGCGUCCCGGAGACCUACGAAACUGCCGAGUCGGUAGCCCGCCACUGUUGCUUAAACCCGGUGCAUAACUGCUGUUUCUUGACGGUGUUCAGCCCCCCGUGUUGCGGGGGCACGCAGAGUGAGCUGCUGUAUGGUCAUUCGGAGGGCGAGGGGAGGUUAUGCAGCCCGACGCAUUUGUGCUUUCGCCCAGACGAGAACGCAAACUACAGUGCCCAGGUGUUGCAGGGAUUAAAUCGCUGGCGGUAUCGGGUUGGGGAUGAUGUUGGUGAAAGGCGACGACCUCGACCUGGACGAGACGAAAGACCGCAACAAGGAGACUCUGCUCGGGGCGACGGACUGCGGGAACAAGUGCAAGGCGGGGUGGGAGCUGCAGCAACAGCAGCUCCUGCUCCUGAUGGAGCUGGAGAGCAAACUCGGCACGAAGGUGGAGGGCAAGAUCGUGAAGAUCGGCAGCUUCAUCUCACAAAGGAGGAAAUUAUCGUUCUGGCCCCUGUCCUUACCGCGUUUCUGGACGAGCUGAAGGCAAUAUGACAGUGCACAACUCGUCCCCCUCCCCCUUACUUGUGUAGCAUGAACGGCAAUACAAGUGCCUGCCAGAAUGCAGGUUUUGCAUGCGAGAUUUCUUGCACAGGAUUGUAGUGCUAUUCGGGCUGCCAGAACUUGUCGUGCGAACAGUGCUAAGAGGCACGGCCUGGAUUGGGCAUUUUGCAUGACAAAUGAGGCGGAGGGGGAGUUGUGCACAUUCAUAGGCAAUCAUCCUGUACCAGCUGGCCGCGCGAGCGGUUUUCUCGCGCUUUAUCGGCGACUCAGUUCCGGGGUGUGUAGAGGCGGCGAGCUGUGGAAAGUAUUGCGCAGCUAGAAGUGCUGGGAAAAAUAAAUCGGAGCAAGAAUCUUUGGAAAAAGAAAAGCCGAAAAGUGGAACCCCGGUCGAAAAUACGAAUGGUCAACUACCGAAGAAGAAUUGUCUGCGAAAUAUUAACGGUGGCUGCUGUUCCAAAAAUGAUCUCCACGCCUGUACCACCGACCUGGCAAACACCUGCCUGUUUCAGACUUUUCUGUCCCGGCGAAAUUGCAGCUGCUAUUUGGUUCCCUGCGCUGUACUGCACGGUGGCCUUGGCACCUUGUGUGACCCCGCAGGUUGUGUAACCCGGUGUGGGGUCUGUAUGUUGAAAGACUGUUGCGCGCACGGCCUGUUUAUCGACGUCCUCGGGCCCCGGCUGAUUUCGAAAAUUGGGGUGAGGCAGCAACGCAUGCGGGACGUUUUGCGGAAGGUGAUGGAGAGUUUUGAUAGUGCAGCUCAGCAUCAAGUUGCACCACUGCCCAGCGGCGAUGGCGAAGGAGCUGCUCGUCAUUCUGCGCCGCGUGGUGGUCAAGAACAUCUCGUCGCUCCAUCACGACCUUCUUCUUCGUCUUCAGGACCAAGUACUUCAACCACCGAUGCCGAUCCGCGCUCAUCAUCGAAACCAGCAUACGCUGCGUUGCAAUGGCUGUUGUACCCAACUCUGCAAGAUCUUCAGCGAUACCAGGCGCGGAAUGGCGAAAUUGGCAGGAGCGUUCUGCUUAUCAACUGUAAAAGUGUCUGGGUCUGGAAGAUGCUGACACUUGUCAUGCACGUUUUGCAUGAGCCAUGAUGUCUGUGAUGCAUACCCUAGCAAUACAGAUUUUUUGAGGGCUUCUUGAUGCGUAUUCCGCAUGACAAAUGCCUUCUCAGCCUAGCAAAAACUGCAUUUCCUUCGGUACUCAUGCAAUACAGAUUUUUUUGGAAUCCAAAUGCAGCAUCACAAGUUGCAUUCUUCCAGACCCAGACACUUUUACACUUGAUACUGCUUAUGCGUUUGAAGAAAUGUGGCCGCAGCUCGUCCUGGGGGGUUCUCUGA
Amoebophrya sp. A120 is the source of this 2960-nucleotide messenger RNA. The record is from the annotation of a GenBank genome assembly. Lineage: Eukaryota; Dinophyceae; Syndiniales; Amoebophryaceae.